AUGAGGUAUGAAGGGCUAAAUAAGAAUCAGUCAAAAGAAGAAGAAAAUAAGUUGAAUGAUGAAAGGGUUACUGAAUACCUUAAGAAAGAAGAGGAGACCCCACCUGUGAAUAUUGAGCAUCAUGUUAGAAUUCCAUAUCCACAAAGACUUCGUAAGCAUAAUUUAGAUAAACAGUUUGCAAAGUUUUUAGAGGUGUUCAAGAAGCUACAUAUAAAUAUACCGUUCGCAGAAGCAUUAGAACAGAUGCCCAGCUAUGUAAAGUUUAUGAAGGAGAUUCUCUCUAAUAAGAGAAAGAUGGGUGACUACAAAAUAGUGGCAUUAACGGAAGAAUGUAGUGCAAUUUUGCAAAGGAAGCUUCCUAAAAAGUUACGAGAUCCUUGGAGUUUUACUAUUCCAUGCACGAUUGGGGAGUUUGAAUGUAAGCAUGCACUUUGUGAUUUGGGGGCGAGUAUUAAUUUAAUGCCUUUGUCAGUAUUCCGUAGACUUGGUUUGGGGGAAGCUAGGCCAACCACAGUAACAUUGCAGCUGGCUGAUAGAUCUGUGAAGCAUCCACAUGCAACUGGGCAAGCAUUGAUAAAUGUGCAAAAAGGAGAGUUAAAGCUAAGAGUUCAAGGGGAAGAAGUAGUAUUUAAUGUGUUUAAGGCUAUGACUUAUCCUAAAGCAAGUGAUAGUUGUUUCUCAGUUGAUGUGGUCGAAGAAGUAGUAGGAAGAAAAAAAUUAAGUGAGGAUCCUCUUGAAUUAAGUCUUAUAGUUGAUGAUGUAGAUUGUGAGGAAAAUGAAGAAGUGAUGAGUUAUUUGAAGUGGAUAAAAUCAUCUGAGCCAUGGAAGCAUAAGAAGUUUGAAGAAUUGGGUGAAGGACCAGAAAGACCAUUACCAUCGAUUCUGAAGCCACCUGUUUUAGAAUUGAAAGUUUUACCAGACCAUCUCCGUUAUGCUUAUCUUAGGGAAAAAGAGACUCUUCCAGUUAUAGUUUCAUCAUUUCUUUCAGAAGUAGAGGAGGAGAAGCUGUUGAGGGUGCUAAGAGCUCAUAAAACUGCUAUAGGAUGGACUCUGGAUGAUAUAAGAUGA
Molecule: messenger RNA, 1068 nt
Organism: Humulus lupulus (European hop)
Lineage: Eukaryota; Viridiplantae; Streptophyta; Magnoliopsida; Rosales; Cannabaceae
Exons: 2
Coding region: 1-1068 (355 amino acids)
Source: RefSeq, a predicted model, not a curated record